Molecule: messenger RNA, 687 nt
Organism: Plenodomus lingam JN3
Lineage: Eukaryota; Fungi; Ascomycota; Dothideomycetes; Pleosporales; Leptosphaeriaceae
Source: RefSeq, a predicted model, not a curated record
AUGGCAGACCCCAACACCGCAACAGCCGGCAACGGCACGGCCAAGCAGCCCGUUGUCUGCGUAUUCUGCGGCGCCUCCCAGGGCACCUCACCAGUGCACAUGGCCGCCGCCCGCGCCCUUGCCCACGCCCUCCACGCCGCCAACACCAAGCUCGUCUACGGCGGCGGCACUGUCGGCCUCAUGGGCGAAGUAGCCCGAACCCUCGUCUCGCUCAGCGGGCCCGACAGCGUCCACGGCAUCAUCCCCGCACCCCUCGUCAAAUUCGAACAAAACUAUGACCCCAACGAUCCGUCUGGCCACUCCAUUGACGCCUCUGUAUACGGUCGCACAACCAUCGUCAAAGACAUGCACACGCGCAAGCAAGCCAUGGCCCAGGAGGUCAUCAAUGGUGGACCUGGUGGUGGUUUCGUUGCGCUGAGUGGCGGCUACGGCACAUUUGAGGAGCUGAUGGAGGUUACGACGUGGAAUCAGCUGGGCAUACAUAGCAUGCCCGUCAUCGUCUUCAAUGUGGAUGGCUAUUGGACGGGCUUGAUUGACUGGGUGAAGAAUGCAGUGACGAGUGGAUUCAUUGCGCCGACGAAUGCGGGCAUCCUGGUCGAGGCCUUGAGUGCCGACGAGGUUAUGACACAUCUGAGGGACUAUGAGAAUGCGCCGGGGAGGUUCAAUUUGACCUGGAACGAACAGUAG